Peronospora farinosa is the source of this 453-nucleotide messenger RNA. Lineage: Eukaryota; Oomycota; Peronosporomycetes; Peronosporales; Peronosporaceae. The record is from the annotation of a GenBank genome assembly.
AUGAGUCGGUGGUGUCGCUGUUUGUCGCGAAAACGCAGCAAUUUACAGAGACGCAUGCUCUUCCAGGAACAAUUUGAGUGUAUAAAAGCCGUGUAUCCAGGCACCAGCUACGUGUGUUUAUUGGAUGGUGAUAGUGGUGACAUGAUAGCACAAUCAGAGACGACGGAGGUGAAUACGGACGAGUUUACACGCACGAUUAUCAACCUCAAGGACGCAGCACUGCAGUUUGCGGCGACACUGAAUCAAAUUGAUCCGCAGGUGGUGCAUGUGAGAGGAGCACAGGGCAUGUUUUCCUGUUAUGGAUCUGCGCAUAUGAUUCUGGCCUUUUACAGUGAGAUACCGGGUGUGGACUUGGAGCUGUUCGAUUGCUUCGAGGCCGACAAGAAUAUCGAGCCGAUUACAGGGGAAUUGCAUCGAAUUUUAGACGCUAGUCAAAGUAACAAACAGCGGUAG